AUGGCUUUUCUCUCACAGCCGCAUGCAGGUAAUUAAACGUCCUGACCCCAGCGCGUGAAAUCUCUGACAAUGCGCGCUGUUUUAUAGAAAACAGCUGAUUAAAUGCAUUUAAAGACAACGGUCGAGCCUUGGAUAGGCAGCAGGCCUGGGAGGAAAGGCACAGCAGGUCGUUUCUCAUUUUUGGCUGGGAAUUGCAUUCUGCAGAACAGUUUCUCUCAGCUAAUAAAUAAGCUAAAAUGGGCUGUUUGAGUUAACUGUCAUGUGUUGGGUUUGGGUCUGCCCAAGCAUAAUUUAGAUUUAGCUUUGUGAUUAUUCAUCAGUGCUACUUUCUCUAUGUUUGGAGUUUCUAUAUGUUGGAGUGAGUAUGUCGGUUUUGACUUGGUCUGUGUUUUGGUGUUGAAAUGUGCUUGAAUGAGUUGUGUGUGUGUGUGUGCGCGCGCGUGUUGUGGCCAUCGCCGUUACUGUUGUUGUGAUGCUGACGGUCUUGUGAUGACUGAGUGUACCCUCGCCUUAUGCACCAGGCCCAGUUUCAGCUGCUCGCCAAACGGCUGACUGUGGAGUUUGUUUGUUCUGACGAAAGAAACGGAUAGGGCCACAGAACAAUAGCACAGAAACAGACAACAGGGGACGUCAAAAGGCCAAGCCUGAGCAGGACACCCCAAGCUGCGAGACGUACAAGAGAGAGAGAGGGAGAGAGUGAUCUGGACGAGGUGGGCUCAGUACGGAAAAAAGAACAGCUCAGUUCAACGCAAAAAAGAGCACCUCCGAGCACCUCCGCGUGUUUCCCUGUUGACUGGAGUCCUCCUCCUCCUCCUCCUCCUCCUCCUCUUCUAUUUCUCCGCUGACUGAACGUCACUUACACCAGCAGGAAGCACGAGCGCCUACUGCGCCUUCACGCGCCGCUGCCCCUCCGUGCUUUAAGUAUUCCUGCAAUAUUAGGAGUCAUGAAUAACAAUUAUUCCGGGGAGGUAUACUGAGGCAAAGACACGGCGCGCGCACACUCACUCACUCUGGCAACGGAGGAAGAGGACUGAUUCGGUAGGCUCGAGACGAUAUCUGCCAGGAUUGCCGCUGCAGAAAGUGACUUUUUAAUGAAUGCCUUUUUCAUGAAGUUAUUACCUUCCGUUACUAUGAGGAGCUAAAAGCGAAGAACGGGAUUCUCCAACAAUUUUCUGACCGAUCUCAACAAUCUGAGCGUGUGCCUGUUUGUUUGUGCGUGUGUGUAUGUGUGUUUUUUGGCUGAACAGAACCCCUCGCACAGAUGUUAGUCCAUACGUACUCAGCAACGGACCGUCACGACGGUGUAUCGAGCCACAGCUCCAGACUGUCCCAGCUGGGCUCGGUGUCGCAGGGACCCUACUCCAGCGCGCCCCCGUUGUCUCACACACCCUCCUCGGACUUCCAGCCACCUUAUUUCCCGCCGCCCUACCAGCCCCUUCCGUACCACCAGAGUCAGGACCCGUACUCGCACGUGAAUGACCCGUACUCACUCAACGCGCUGCACCAGCCUCAGCAGCACCCAUGGGGCUCGCGCCAGCGGCAGGAGGUGGGCGGGGAAAGCGGCUCACUCUUACCCCAGCCUCGCGCCUCCCUGCCGCAACUCUCCGGGCUUGACCCACGGCGGGACUACUCGUCGGUGCGCCGGCCGGAUGUGCUGCUCCACUCCGCGCACCAUGGCCUCGAGGCCGGGAUGGGAGACAGCCUGUCGCUGCACGGGCUCGCGCAUGGAAUGGAGGACGUGCAGACUAUCGAGGAUGCCAACAACAGCGGGAUGAACUUACUGGACCAAUCUGUCAUUAAGAAAGUUUCACCUCAGAUGUACCAACGUAUAGUGGGCAUCAUGACCGGCACAGCAUAUCCUCUCUCGCGCGCAGUUCCAGUUCCGCACAAGAGCGUGGCGUCUCUGAUGAUGAGCAAGGAUGGCCUUAUCGGCGGCUUGAACCUCAACGUCAACGAGGUAUUCUGCUCUGUACCGGGACGCCUGUCGCUACUCAGCUCAACUUCCAAGUACAAGGUGACCGUGGGCGAAGUCCAGCGGCGCCUCUCCCCGCCCGAGUGCCUCAAUGCUUCGCUGCUGGGCGGCGUGCUCCGAAGAGCUAAGUCAAAAAAUGGAGGCAGAUCCCUCAGAGAAAAGCUGGAGAAAAUCGGCCUGAAUUUACCUGCUGGAAGACGCAAAGCUGCGAAUGUCACUUUAUUGACUUCAUUAGUUGAAGGGGAAGCAGUUCAUUUAGCACGGGACUUCGGCUACAUCUGUGAAACGGAGUUUCCCACCAAAGCCGUAUCUGAAUACCUGAAUAGACAACACACUGAUCCCAACGAGCUCCACUCGCGGAAGAACAUGCUUCUGGCUACAAAGCAGCUCUGUAAGGAGUUCACCGACCUCCUGUCGCAGGACCGGACACCGUUGGGCAACUCCCGGCCGAGCCCCAUCCUGGAGCCGGGCAUCCAGAGCUGCCUGUCCCACUUCAGCCUCAUCACGCACGGCUUCGGCUCGCCAGCCAUCUGCGCCGCCCUCACCAGCCUCCAGAACUACCUGAGCGAGGCGCUCAAAGGACUGGACAAGAUGUUCCUCAACAACCCUGCAGCCAAUCGUCAUGGAGGAGGCGGAGGCGGUGGCGACAGCAUCUCCAAAAGCGGCGACAAAGAGGAGAAGCAGAGGAAAUAGGAGAUUUACAAAAAAAAAAAAAACAACAACAAAAAAAAAGAAAUGAGAGAAAGAAGAAAAAACAAGAAAAUCAGAAGAGAAA
Messenger RNA from Clupea harengus (Atlantic herring), 2747 nucleotides. It is a transcript of the gene tfap2b, whose product is annotated as transcription factor AP-2 beta. The record is from RefSeq and is a predicted model, not a curated record. Lineage: Eukaryota; Metazoa; Chordata; Actinopteri; Clupeiformes; Clupeidae. Gene Ontology annotation, cellular component: nucleus. Gene Ontology annotation, molecular function: RNA polymerase II transcription regulatory region sequence-specific DNA binding; DNA-binding transcription factor activity, RNA polymerase II-specific. Gene Ontology annotation, biological process: regulation of cell population proliferation; regulation of transcription by RNA polymerase II; anatomical structure development.